AUCCUCUGCUGGUGGCGGCGGCGGCGGCGGCACCAUGUACGGCUUCGUCAAUCACGCCCUGGAGCUGCUCGUCAUCCGCAACUACGGCCCCGCCGUCUGGGAGGACAUCAAGAAGGAGGCGCAGCUGGAUGAAGAGGGACAGUUUCUGGUCAGAAUAAUUUACGAUGAUUCCAAAACCUAUGACCUCGUUGCAGCUGCAAGCAAGGUCCUUAAUUUAAAUGCUGGGGAAAUUCUUCAAAUGUUUGGGAAGAUGUUUUUUGUGUUUUGUCAAGAAUCUGGUUAUGAUACAAUUCUACGUGUCUUGGGCUCAAAUGUCAGAGAGUUUUUGCAGAACCUGGAUGCUCUGCAUGACCACCUUGCUACAAUUUACCCGGGAAUGCGAGCCCCUUCCUUCAGAUGCACGGAUGCAGAGAAGGGGAAGGGACUCAUUCUGCAUUAUUAUUCUGAAAGAGAAGGUCUGCAGGAUAUUGUCAUUGGCAUCAUCAAAACAGUAGCUCAGCAGAUCCAUGGCACAGAAAUAGACAUGAAGGUUAUUCAACAGAGAAAUGAGGAGUGUGACCACAUUCAAUUUUUAAUUGAAGAGAAAGAAUCUAAAGAAGAGGACUACUAUGAGGACCUUGACAGAUUUGAAGAAAAUGGUACCCAAGAGUCUCGCAUCAGUCCCUACACUUUCUGCAAGGCAUUUCCUUUCCACAUCAUAUUUGACAGAGAUCUGGUGGUCACACAAUGUGGCAAUGCUAUAUACAGAGUCCUUCCACAGCUGCAGCCAGGAAAUUGCAGUCUGCUGUCAGUUUUCUCCUUGGUCCGGCCUCAUAUUGAUAUUAGCUUCCAUGGGAUCCUCUCCCAUAUCAAUACAGUCUUCGUACUGAGGACUAAGGAGGGGCUGUUGGAUGUGGAAAAGUUGGAGUGUGAAGAUGAACUGACUGGCACAGAAAUCAGCUGCUUACGCCUGAAAGGGCAAAUGAUCUACUUGCCUGAAGCAGACAGCAUUCUCUUUCUUUGUUCACCAAGUGUGAUGAACUUGGAUGAUUUAACCAGGAGAGGUUUAUAUCUGAGUGAUAUCCCAUUGCAUGAUGCUACCCGUGAUCUGGUUCUUUUGGGAGAGCAGUUCCGAGAGGAAUAUAAACUGACCCAGGAGCUUGAAAUCCUCACCGACCGACUGCAGCACACACUGCGUGCACUGGAGGAUGAAAAGAAAAAGACAGACACGUUGCUGUACUCUGUUCUGCCACCAUCAGUGGCAAAUGAGCUGAGACACAAGCGCCCCGUUCCAGCCAAGCGCUACGACAACGUCACCAUUCUCUUCAGUGGCAUUGUGGGAUUCAAUGCCUUUUGUAGCAAACAUGCCUCUGGAGAGGGAGCCAUGAAAAUUGUCAAUCUUUUAAAUGAUCUUUACACAAGAUUUGAUAUUCUGACUGAUUCACGAAGGAAUCCAUUUGUUUAUAAGGUGGAAACAGUUGGGGACAAGUAUAUGACAGUGAGUGGUCUGCCAGAGCCUUGCAUGCAUCAUGCACGAUCUAUCUGCCACCUGGCUUUGGAUAUGAUGGAAAUUGCAGGCCAAGUUCAAGUAGAUGGUGAGCCUGUACAGAUAACCAUAGGAAUCCACACUGGUGAAGUAGUCACGGGUGUCAUAGGUCAGAGGAUGCCACGGUACUGUCUCUUUGGAAAUACAGUCAAUCUUACAAGCAGAACAGAAACUACUGGAGAAAAGGGAAAGAUCAAUGUCUCUGAAUAUACUUACAGGUGUCUUAUGACACCAGAAAAUUCAGAUCCUCAGUUCCACCUGGAGUACAGAGGUCCAGUUUCUAUGAAGGGCAAAAAAGAACCAAUGCAGGUUUGGUUUUUGUCCAGAAAGAGUACAGAGACAGAGGAAACAAAGCAAGAUGCUUUCUGAGCUGAGGGAAGAGGAAGAGGACGCUGAAUAGGGUGCAAUACUGUCUCCAAGUAGGGUGCCAGGCAGUAAGGUUAUGUUAUGGAUGUUCUUUUACAUUGUAUCUCCCAUUGCCAUGUGCAGUACCAUUGUCUUUUGCCCUGCUCCUCAAGUCAUACCGUUUUUCUCCAGACUUGCUUGCUAAUUUUUUGUCCUUAUUGUUGGUACUGUUAUACCUUUGCUAUGAGCAUGUAUUUCAAGCUUUCCUUUUUUUGAUAUGCAUUUUUGCAUGUCAGUCAUGUGACCAUUCCUACCACCAGAUAAUGUUGAAUGAAACCAUGUAGUAUGCACGCCACAGCUAACCACUUCAAUCUGAUGCUUCACAUCUUCAUCUUCAUCUCUGAAGUACUGUGGUUAUGUGAAUUGAUGACAUUUCUUGAAAGAUAGAUAUUUCAGUUGAUAGGCAGGACAAUGAACCUAAGGAAUGAUAUUUUAAAAAAACCUAAAACAGCAUUAUGAAAAUUAUUGCAUAUAUGGUAUCACAUUUAGUUCUGCUAUUACCAUGCUUCUCAUUAAUUUUGUGAAUAAUACUUGAUGCUCUGUAAAUGCCUGGUUAGAAAAAGGUUUCUCAUUUGAUAUCAUCCUGCAUUUUCUCUUUGUGGACACUAUAAACAUCUUCUGUAUUGGAAGGGGGCAGCUGUUUUUCUGAUACUGCCAUUUGAAGCAUGUGCCAAUGUACUUCUCCUGAAAUACUGUUCACUUGCAAUGUGUUUCUCAUUGAUUUAUAUAAACUAAAUUAAAUUGUCAUAUUAGUAAUAGAUUGCUGGACAAUUUUAGACCACUCGUAGUGCAUUGAUUCUCAUCUGAUGUAGCCCGUGGGGUUGGAAGGCAUGCUGCUGGGACAUGGUUGAUACAGUUGCCUUUUGGUGUGGUCUGUCUAAUUUCAGAAAUGAUCUUAUUUUAUUCCUUGAGAGGACCUGGUAAUAUUCUAGGAAUCAUGACAUAAUUAAGGGAUGUAAAGCUUGGAAAGGCUCAUAGUGUGUUUCAUCAGCUGAUAGAGUUAGUAAAAGUGGACAAGUUUUCAGAUGCAUAGACCUUCCUCACUUUAAUAUAUAGUGCAUUUUUAUGUGAAUAGUAUCUGUUCUUAUCUGACUGAUCAUUUCUGAAUUUGCAUUAUAAAAUAGAAUAGUGCAAUUACUUUGUGUAUAAAAAUUGUCUAUAUCUAGUAUAUCUUAUUAGCACAGAAUAUAUAUGUAUAAAUGUUUCAUGUUAAUGUGCAAAAGAAAUUGCAAUAAAUUAUUUUUUCCAUGGA
Agelaius phoeniceus (red-winged blackbird) is the source of this 3182-nucleotide messenger RNA. RefSeq names its product guanylate cyclase 1 soluble subunit beta 1 (gene GUCY1B1). Gene Ontology annotation, cellular component: guanylate cyclase complex, soluble. The record is from RefSeq and is a predicted model, not a curated record. Gene Ontology annotation, molecular function: guanylate cyclase activity; heme binding. Lineage: Eukaryota; Metazoa; Chordata; Aves; Passeriformes; Icteridae. Gene Ontology annotation, biological process: cGMP biosynthetic process; response to oxygen levels.